Cotesia congregata is the source of this 1383-nucleotide messenger RNA. The record is from the annotation of a GenBank genome assembly. NCBI's taxonomy places the organism in Eukaryota, Metazoa, Arthropoda, Insecta, Hymenoptera, Braconidae.
AUGGUAGGUAAUUUUACUAAGAGACAGUGGCUUACUCUUAUUGUUAUCAGUAUUGCAGACUUUGCAAAUGCUAUUUGUGUAUCAUUACAAGCACCGUUUUAUCCCCGAGAGGCAGAGAAAAAAAAUGCAUCACCGUCAGAGUAUGGGCUUGUAUUUGGAAUUUUUGAGCUCAUUGUUUUCCUUAUCAGCCCUGUAUAUGGACAACACUUGAAUAGGAUCGGACCCAAGUUACUUUUCAACGGUGGAAUUUUAACAACAGGCACUUGUGCUAUAUUCUUUGGACUUUUGGACAAGGUUAACGGACACUAUCCUUUUAUAAUUCUUUCCUUUAUUAUAAGAAUAUUGGAAGCGUUUGGGAAUGCUGCUUUUCUCACGGCCAGUUUUGCUAUAAUUGCCAAGGAAUUUCCUGAAAACGUCGCUACAACAUUCGCGAGCCUCGAAACAUUUUUUGGACUUGGGCUUAUUGUCGGUCCAACUGUCGGCGGUGCUUUGUAUCAAAUCGGUGGAUACACAUUGCCAUUUGCUAUUUUGGGUUCUGCUCUUAUUGUUACAGCAAUUAUAACAGCUUUCAUCCUUCCGAGCCACAAUGAUUCAGAUCAAGAUUCUCCGAAAUUCGGUGGAUACACAAAAGUAUUAAGAAUUCCGGGUGUAUUGGUAUCAACGGCUUCAAUAAUGGCCACAAGUAUGAGCAUCGGUUUCCUCCAGGCAACUUUAGAACCUCAUUUACGACAGUUUGAUUUAAGUCCACUAGUCACUAUUAUAGGCUGCAUCCUAAUAAUGAUUGGAUUUUCUUUAAUUGGACCAGCACCUUUUAUUCCAUAUCCUACAAUCAUUUGGUUAACAAUCUGCGGUCUGGUUACCCACGGGAUCGGUUUAUCUGCUCAGUUGGUCGCAGCUUUCUCUGACGCUCUACAAACAACCAUAGCACAUGGAUUCCCAAAUAAUUUUGAGACUUAUGGAUUAAUCAGUGCACUCUGGACAAGUUCUUUUGCUCUUGGUGCUUUUAUUGGUCCCAGCCUUGGAGGAAUCCUUCUGGACAAUAUAAAUUUCCGUAACGCCUCCAUGUUUAUCGGAAUAGCUGCAUCAGUAUUCGUCAUCUGUUGUUCACGAAAUCCGAAACCAUUUACGGAAGUAAGCUGCGAAAGCGAGUCACGGGUGUCUUUAACAGAUAGUGCUAGAUCCCACAGUACAAGCUUGUUUACAAGAGAAGUCGAUAAUCAAAAUAUGCCCGUCGAUAGGCCCAGCGGAAUGAAUUCUCUAAUGGCGUGUAACAGCUAUUCUAAUCGCGCUGGUGCUUGGUCAAGGGCGUCCUACAGCGGUCGUUACAGUUACAACUACGGGUCAUUGGAUGCUAAACAAUAUUUACUAGAAAGGACAACUUAA